GCUCGACAAGGCCGACGCUUCUCCGUCAUUCUUCUAACUAACAAUCCUCCAUCAAUCCCUCUCUCCAUUUCUUCCUCCUUCUUUUCUGUCUUUCCUCCACAUUCUGAUCCUGAUUCUCGAAAAUCUCACUAAUCGUUUACUCGAAUCUACGACUCGGGCCGUUCCUCCUUUGUUCCGUCCAACCGUUCCUCCAUCCUCCGGUCGCUCCACCUGCUUUUAAAGUAUGCUGGUGUACCGCGCUGAGCCGCCGCCCUCAUGUCCACCGACAUGUCCUCUCCGUCCAUGAGAGGGAAGUCGUUCGCCAGGCGCACCAAGCAGAGCUCUAGGACAUGCUAUCGGGAGCAGAGGAGUGUCAUAACCAUGUCGUCUCCAGAGGUGUGCUGGCCUGUGCCGAUGCGAGCCAUCGGGGCUCAGAACCUCCUCACCAUGCCCGGAGGAGUUUCCAAGCCCGGGUACCUCCACAAGAAGGGAGGCAGCCAGUUCAGCCUCAUGAAAUGGCCUCUGAGAUACAUCAUCAUCCACAAGGGCUGUGUGUACUACUUUAAGACCAGUACUUCUCCAGCCCCACAGGGGGCGUUCUCUCUCAAUGGCUACAACAGAGUGAUGAGAGCAGCCGAGGAGACGACGUCCAACAACGUUUUUCCUUUUAAAAUCGUCCACUUCAGCAAGAAACACAGGACCUGGUUCUUUUCUGCCGCCAGCGAGGACGAGCGGAGGAAAUGGAUGCGACAGCUGCGGAAGGAGAUCGAUCACUACAACGAACGGAAAGAGUCUCUGUUUCCCAGCGACUCGGACUCCGACGCUGACAGUUUCUACGGCACCAUCGAGCGGCCGAUGGACAUCAAGCACCACGACAGCAACGCAGACGACGAUUACGUUGAGGAGGACGAUGAUGACGAUGAGGAAGAUUACCUGCAGCCCGACGCCGACUAUUCGCCGCCACCUACAGGUCGCCCGACGGGCCCCCCCCCCACCUACCCUCCCCCUCCGGUGCCGGCAUCGUUCCAGUUCCGUCCCGACUCUGGUCUCAGUUUCCACAAAGGCCCGCCUCCUCCCGUCCCGCCGCAGCACAGGAACCCGACCGCCCCUCUCCCCAAAAGACCGCCGCCCACUUUCCCGCCUCCCUUCAUACUGAAGGAGUCCAGCAGAGGCCCGCCUCCUCCCCCGAUGCCCUUCACGUCCCACCUCAAGCCCUUUCCUCACGACUCUCCUCCUCAUCCUCCUCCUCCUCCUCCUCCUCUGAACAAGCCAAAGAGAACUCCUCCUCCUCUGAAGCCGCCUCCCACAGGUGAGCCGGGGAUCCUCAGCAGAGACUGGCGGCCUCUGUCGACCCUUUCCAACCAGCUGGUCUCCACUCUGCCCAUCUGCGAGCAACUAGAGAAAAGGUUGCUUCCCAAUGGCCCCGCCCACUGCUCCCCGAACGUGUUAGGGAGCCAGUCGCUAGGCAACAAACACCCACGCCACAAGCCCACCCUGCUGACCCACCAGCCCGCCACCAGACCUGUGACAUCAGAAUCCCUGCAGACGCCGCCCUGUCACCCACUUCUCCCCGGCCCCCCUCCUCUCUCUCCUCUGCACAAACCUGGACUUCCCAACAAGCCGGUGGUGCCCAAACCUCCCCCCCCGGCCGUCAGACCCCCGACGCCGGCCGCCAAGUCCAAGCCCCCGGGAACCUCUCUUCAAAGAUCGUCUCCCGAGGGACAGAGCUUCCGCUCGUCAGGAGACGAGACGCCGUCCGAGUUCAGGUGGAAACAGGAUCCGAGGAAAGGAGACGACGACUCGGACGACGACUACGAGAACGUGCAGCUGCCGGACUCCGUGUUCAUCGACACGACCGAAACCUGCUUCGUAGAACAGAUGUUCAGAGAGGGUCCCGACCCCCCCGAGGACGGACUGUACGGCAUCAGAAACUCUGGAACCAAAACCUCCAAGGUGCUGGUGGUGUGGGACGGCAGUUUAGGCAAAGCCAGAAACUACAGACUCUUUGCAGACGAGGAAAUCUUGUUCCUGGACACCGAAGUGACCUUCCCCUCUCUGUCGACUCUGAUCGAACACUACCACACACAUCCUCUUCCUCACCACAGCUCGCUCUGCCUGCAGAAGCCUUUCACCCGACCCCUGGGAUCCAAGCAGCCGGCAGAGCCCGUGCCUCUGUCUCGGCUCACGUUCACUCACGCUGCAUCGUGAAUUCACACGAUAACAAACAAACAAGUGGAAACGGGUGAAACGAUUAACUCACAACGACUGAAACCAGAGUCUCUCCUGCCGAAGAUCCACAACUCAUGGAAAUAACAGAUUGGAAAUAAGUGGCACAGAUGGUUAAACUGAACUGACCUUCCACUUACACCAGAGCCCAAAGCUUCAUGUUCCUGCUGCUGUUUGCAAACAGGAAAGUGUAAAAUCAUAAAGUGAUGAAGUCCAAUCCAAGAGAGUCAGAUGGAAGUGGAGUGUUUUGUCCACAGGGGGCGCUGUAAUACAAAACGACACAGUUGUUUCCUAUGAGUCACAUCUUUGGACCAUGGAAGCAGGAUCAACUUUACUCUAAAACUUUGAAUGAACUAUGAUCUGAAUAAUUGACGGAAUCCUGCAUCUUUCUCAUCCAGUUGCAGAUUUUAUGUCCUCAGAGUCCGAUCGGCAUUUUCCACUUAGACUGUAGUUUUUUUUAUAAUGUAAAAAUAGACAUUUUGAAAGUAUAACUCAGUAUUACUCAACAUUACUGGUGCCACAUGUUUGAAAGCAGCUGUUCUAGUUUGUGCAGCACUGACUUUAAUACUGUAAAUGAUUAUAUAUGUACAUGCUGUAUCUACUGUAAAAUAAAUGUGUCUAUCAAAAUGUAAAUAUAACGUUUUUUUACAAACGUGUAAUAUGUUGAGAAUUUAUAAAGGAUUGUUUAGAA
Molecule: messenger RNA, 2896 nt
Organism: Limanda limanda (common dab)
Lineage: Eukaryota; Metazoa; Chordata; Actinopteri; Pleuronectiformes; Pleuronectidae
Gene: sh3bp2
Product: SH3-domain binding protein 2
Exons: 13
Coding region: 256-2187 (643 amino acids)
Biological process (GO): signal transduction
Molecular function (GO): SH3 domain binding
Source: RefSeq, a predicted model, not a curated record